AUGGUUAAGCAUAACAACGUUGUGCCCAAUGGGCACUUCAAGAAACACUGGCAAAACUAUGUCAAGACAUGGUUUAACCAACCAGCCCGAAAGACCCGCAGACGCAUUGCUCGUCAGAAGAAGGCGGUCAAAAUCUUUCCUCGGCCUACAGCUGGACCUCUUCGACCCAUUGUGCAUGGCCAGACUUUGAAGUAUAAUAUGAAAGUGAGAGCUGGUAGAGGGUUUUCUCUUGAAGAACUCAAGGCCGCUGGUAUUCCAAAGAAACUUGCUCCUACAAUAGGAAUUGCAGUUGAUCACCGUCGCAGGAAUCGCUCUCUGGAGGGUCUCCAAACUAACGUUCAGAGGCUGAAAACAUACAAGGCCAAAUUGGUUGUCUUCCCAAGACGUGCUCGCAAGCCCAAGGCUGGUGAUUCUGCUCCCGAGGAACUGGCAACUGCUACCCAAGUACAAGGACAGUUUAUGCCUAUUGCACGUGAGAAGCCAUCCGUGGAGCUUGUGAAGGUCACUGAAGAGAUGAAGUCAUUCAAGGCUUAUGACAAGCUCCGUGUGGAGCGAACGAAUGCACGCCAUGUUGGUGUCAGGCUGAAGAGGGCUGCAGAAGCCGAGAAAGAAGGGAAGAAGUAG
Molecule: messenger RNA, 624 nt
Organism: Dovyalis caffra
Lineage: Eukaryota; Viridiplantae; Streptophyta; Magnoliopsida; Malpighiales; Salicaceae
Source: the annotation of a GenBank genome assembly